AUGCCCAUGCCCAUGGAUCGCGAGCGCCGUCUGUCGCGGUUUACAGCCAAACUACUGCGUCGGUCUUCCUCGUCUUCCGCAAACUUUGUUGCGCCCAACUCUUCGAACCCAAACUCCAACACCACUAGCACCAGCCCCAGCGUUACCACUGCCAACAUUAUUGCUGCCAGGAACAGCAGCAACAGCAGCAGUACCACCUCUGUCAAUCUCAAUAAGCCUAAUGCCCAUACGGCGGCCCAUACAACGACCCAUACGGCGUCCCAUACGGGCUCCAUCACCCCUCAUCCCUCGGCACGCAUCCCCGAAGACGACCAGCUCCAGCAGCUUCAAUUGCAACCCCAGCCUCCGCACCGUGCUUCCUCUUCCAAUCCCCCCUUUGAACCCUCCCUUGGCUCCUCGUUCAAAAGCCCGACUAAUGACAGUUCUAACCUUCUCUCCCAGCUAACCCCCAGGAGGCUGCAGAGUGGGGACGAAACUCGAACCCUUUCCAUCAGGUCAACAACCCUUCAGCACCAAAACCAAGAUCCGAAUCUCGCUCAUGACCCACUGCGUCAAUCAACCCUGGAUAAGGAAAACGAUGAAGUAGCAGAUGAACACGUUGACCAAUUCCCAGCUGUCAGUUUUCCCGUUUCCGCUGCUGUCGACGCAGACCACGAGGCAGGAUCCUCUGACCACUCCUCGUCGAGCAGCUCUCGUGCUCUGGACCCAAAAGAAGACCGCAUCCCAUUCCGUGCCUUGGAAGAAUUCUCACUCUCCAGAUCUUCCUCUGCAAAGGGAAAAAGCUCCAUAUUUCGGUCUUCUCGACAUCACCUCCCUCUCUCGUCUGCAGCAUCCUCUCCGUCUCUCAACGUCGUUGAUGAGUCUCGUCAACAACACAACACCUCCGUAUCAUCCGCCACAUCUUCCAAAACUACUACCACUGUGAAACUUGUUUCCCGACCUAGCAUUGCCGUUCGCCGUCAGUCCCUCGUUCCUUCUUCCCAACAACGCCUGAUCAGCACCCUCCUCGAACCGUCUUCCUCUGGUGGUGGAGAAUACUUCUCCGGAGGUCUUCCCGCCAUCCAUCGCGAGAUGAUCAACCGUAAGAUAUGGGUUCGACGGCCCAAUUCCUCACCGACAUUGGUCACAGUUACGGAGGAUGAUCUAGUGGAUGAUCUGCGCGACGUCAUCUUGAAAAAAUACAGCAACUCCCUUGGUCGCACCUUUGACUCUCCAGACAUCAUUAUAAAACUCGUUCCCCGAGAACUGACGAGUCGACCAAGCUCCCAGGAGCGUGUGCUUGGUCCGGAGGAACCCGUCGGACGCACAUUGGACACUUUUUACCCCGGAGGACAGACCGUAGACGAAGCAUUGAUUAUUGAUGUUUCUCAGCGCCGCACACCAAAACCUUCGCCCAGACAACACAAUAUAGGAUGUCAUCUUGAUGAACUACGUCCAGCGGAAUUUGGAGAUUACUUCCCUCCGAUGCCAAUGAUUCCCGCAUCUAAUCCUUCUGGAUCCGCCUCAAAUGCAAGUAUACCUAGCUCCCAUCAUGGCCCUGUACCUUCCAUGUCCGUGAUUACAACCGGACAACUCCCUCCUCUUCCCUCCCCGGGGAGCCAUACCUCCUGGCACGCACACCAACAUCAACAUCGCCCCAAAUAUGGCCGUCAGCAUACUCCCCCGCCUCCUAUCAUAUCUACAUCUACAAAUGCCAGUGUGACAGAUGGCACAGUACCUCCCAUUAACGUUCUAAUUGUGGAAGAUAACAUUAUCAACCUCAAACUCCUGGAAGCAUUCAUGAAACGACUCAAGGUGCGGUGGGCAACCGCAAUGAACGGGCGUGAGGCAGUUAACAAAUGGCGCGCCGGGGGAUUCCAUUUGGUCCUGAUGGAUAUUCAAUUGCCCAUAAUGGGUGGUCUUGAAGCUACGAAGGAAAUCAGGAGAUACGAACGGCUUAACAACAUUGGAGUUUUCCCGAGGACAGUUUCUGGCCAGUCGUUGAAGGGCUCAUCGGUAUCGGGGCGGAACUUACCUGGCAAAGCUGGAAAUAAUAAUGAUCAUCUCCUCGAACCCCUGAGGCCGGAGGAUAAAUUGGAAAAUCCAGAGGCAUUUAAGAGUCCUGUCAUCAUCGUUGCGCUGACGGCUAGCAGUUUGCAGAGUGAUCGAAAUGAAGCUCUAGCUGCAGGCUGCAAUGAUUUCCUAACAAAGCCCGUCAAUAUCGUCUGGCUAGAACAAAAAGUUACCGAAUGGGGAUGCAUGCAGGCCCUCAUCGACUUUGAAGGAUGGCGCAAAUGGCGAAGGUUUGACGAGCAACAGAAUCCACAUCAUGCUCCCGUGGCAACAACCACAACAUCAACAACAACCACAACGCCUGAACUCGCUAAUGCCGGGAAGCCGGAAACUGUCGUUCCCCAACAAAGGAAAUCACAGCCAAAUAUCGCCACGAGCGGGAACGGGAAGGUCAUCGCCAGCCCUAGCACUAGUAACAACAGCAACAACAAUGGCAAUGGCAACGGUAAUAGCAAUGAUGUCGCAGGUGUAGCCCGGGGUGGGGGUGGAAGCCUGGUCAGUUCUAAAUCCCUGCCCGCUUCCGGGGAGGGGAUUGGUUGCAAUAGCAGCCUCGGUAGCUCUUCGUCCAUGAUUGCCCCCAACGGUUCUGCGCUGUUGGAAGCAAGUGGAAGCCCAAGUGUAAGGAGUGUGUCUGGCUCUUCGAAUGUCUCGGCAUCAGCUGGUGCCAAAAAGGGAAAUCGGAGUAGGGCGGGGUCAACGCCUAGAUCUCCGAAGAUUUGA
Messenger RNA from Paracoccidioides lutzii Pb01, 2772 nucleotides. RefSeq lists its product as hypothetical. The record is from RefSeq and is a predicted model, not a curated record. Gene Ontology annotation, cellular component: Mcs4 RR-MAPKKK complex. The coding region runs from base 1 to 2772 and encodes 923 amino acids. The transcript is spliced from 3 exons. Gene Ontology annotation, molecular function: phosphorelay response regulator activity; protein kinase activator activity. Gene Ontology annotation, biological process: osmosensory signaling via phosphorelay pathway.